AUGAGUGCGACUAAAAAGACCAAUAGGCAACAGAUCGCUUGGAAAUGGGAGGAUCACGUUGAUGGGGAAGUUUUAGCCCAAUUGCAAAAAAUGCAAGGCGUUGAUUUGCAAGUUCCCGUUUCACUGGCGUUCCAGUGGUACUACAAUUAUUGCAUCGGGUGGCUUUAUAAUAUUUGCACAAGCUUUUGGACAUCAGAUAUCGGAAAGGCAAUGUGGAAAGAUAUCAAGUUUGAUGAGAGGCUUCUGUUGACGGAUAUGAAAGGUUUAGUACCAGGUGUGACAGGGGAAGAGGACGAGAACUUGUACUAUCAAGUUUUAGUUCAACUUCUACGUACUAUAUCACAGAAUAAGCAUGCUGUAUUUGAAGACUGGGAUGUCACCGUUAAGUACUAUUUGCGGGACGAGAAGGACGUCGCUUUCUAUGAUGGAGAUGUAUCAUUUUUGGAGUUGGGAGUAGCCGAACAAUUUGUGGUAUUGUAUAAGCUGAUUAAGCUCGUUGAACGGAAAAGUCUUGUAUUUAAGAACUACCUCUUAAAUCAUGAGUAUUUAUUUCAGUUUCCUCAAAUUUGGUUAGACGACCGUACAUCGUUUUUCAUUCUUCCUGGUAGUAAGAUUGUAAAAAAAGAGAUUCGCAAGCUGAAAGAUGUUGAACUACGCAUCCCAAUAAAGCUACAGAACUGCACUGUGCGAUAUGAAGAAUUCAAUGGCGAGUCUUUGGAUGUGGUUCAUUAUGAUUACGCACAAGAUAUCGAAACAUACUUGCAAGAUGUCGAUGUGCAUUAUACCGUAGUAGCCUACAACUGGGCUACAUUUUUGGAAUACAUAGGUAAUGUUGGAGACAAACAAUUACAGGAGUUUUUCAGCGAUUUUGUGCACUAUUCUGCGGCUAACGAACUCUAUCAACUAAAAUUGUGGAAUAAUAGAGUGAAAGAGAGGUCCAUGCAGGAGCUGAUUGUUAGGCGGAAACGUUCGUCUAGAUUAGUUGCCCGCGAGGAAGAAACGCAGCGGAAGCAAGUUGAGGAAUCCUGGCAUGAUAAACUCGAUGACAGAGACAGGUACAUACGCUUGAGGAACAAGUUAGUCGCGAAGCAAAGCAAAAAAGUAAAGGACGCAUUAUGGUCAAUUUUAUGGGAUAGAUUCGAGUAUGACAAAAAGGUCAAAAAAGUAAAAACGCGCAUUAUCUCGAAUGAUGACAUAGUGGGUGGUAAUCUUAGUGAAGAUAUUCCGAAGUCAUACCAAGUUGGUGAUUCACUACUAACACCCAUCGAGGAAGAUGUGCUGGACCAUGGUGAGACAUACAAGAACUUGAUUGUAGACAUUAGGCAGCCAAUGAACCCCUUGAACGUCGAAUGUCAAGAACUUACAGAUGAAUACUGCAUUACAAAGUUAGAUCUAAAAAAACUAGCCAAUCAUGGUAUUCCCACUGAUUCUUAUGAAGAAGACAGUAAGGAUUGGUACUUUCAAUGUCCGUGUGAUAUCGAAGGUAUCAACAUGGAUCCAGAAGAUGAGUCUCUGAACGGUUCUAACAUAAUAUGUUGCGACCAGUGCCUUAGGUGGCAACAUUGGGAUUGUCAGCACAAAAUAACUUUAGACUUUUUGUCCCGUGGACAUGAUACGCCUCUUACAAGUAAGGAUUUUUCAUUAGUGACAUUGGGUGUACCUAAUCGUAGGAAAUCUAGGCGAGCUACAGGUAGCGGAGAACCAGACCAUGAGUUUGAUCGUCCAACAAUGAAACGUAAGCCAAUAACCGAAGCUGAGAUUUUUAUUUGCACCUGGUGUUUAGCUAAGACAGAAGAAGACCUAAGGUCUAUAUUCAAACCCGAACUAGUUGCAACAAGAGCAAAGGAGAAAAAACAAGCUGAAGAGAAGGAGAAGAGAAGGUUGAUGAAAGAGAAGAAAAAGCGCGAUGAAUUAUUGAGGUUACAGCAGCAGCAGCAGCAGCAGCAGCAGCUGUAUCAGCAGCCGUUGCCAAACCGUCCCAUGUUUCAAUUGCAAUCCCAACGUGACCUACAGCCGAUACCGAAAUUGACGGAGCAACAGCACAAGGGACAAUUACAACAGCCUAAACAGGUGCUAUCUAUACCAACAACACCUGCUGCGGCCACUAGACCAACGCCCCAUUCGCAAUUGGCAUCUUGGAGAUAG
This is a messenger RNA of Eremothecium sinecaudum, 2145 nucleotides long. RefSeq names its product Ioc2p (gene IOC2). Lineage: Eukaryota; Fungi; Ascomycota; Saccharomycetes; Saccharomycetales; Saccharomycetaceae. Bases 1 to 2145 code for a protein of 714 amino acids. The transcript has a single exon. The record is from RefSeq and is a predicted model, not a curated record.